CAGCAGGCUCUCAUAAUCCGGAGCCUCCGACGUGGUGGAUAACGUCAACCGUCACAAAGAGAAAGAGUACGAGAGAGAGAGAGAGAGAGAGAUGGGUGUCGUCCUCUUUAUCUCAGUCCUCCUUCUCGCCGUUACUUCUUCCGUUAAUUCCUGCUCGCCGUCGGACCGAGCAGCUCUUCUCGCCUUCAAAGCUGCACUGAAAGAGCCUUACUUGGGUAUCUUCAACUCAUGGACGGGCAAUGACUGCUGCAACAACUGGUACGGCGUCCACUGCGACCCAACCGACGGCCGAGUCGCUGAUCUAACCCUACGCGGCGAGUCAGAAGACCCCAUCUUCGAGCAAGCCGGGAGGUCCGGUUACAUGACCGGAACCAUCUCUCCGGCCAUAUGCAAGCUCGAUCGCCUCACCACCCUCAUUAUCGCCGACUGGAAAGGAAUCAGUGGUGAGAUUCCCGCGUGUAUCACUUCCAUUCCUUACCUCCGAGUCCUCGAUCUCAUUGGCAACAAGCUCACCGGAAAGAUUCCUUCUGAUAUCGGAAAGCUCCAGCACCUCACUGUCUUGAACGUUGCCGAUAAUCUCAUCACGRGUACAAUCCCACCGUCGCUAGUGAACCUCGCCGGACUAAUGCAUCUCGACCUCCGAAACAACCGUAUCACCGGUCAGAUUCCUAGCGACUUCGGCAAGCUUCAAAUGCUCAGCAGAGCUCUUCUGAGCCGUAACAAGCUCUACGGCCCCAUCCCGAGUUCGAUCUCUACAAUUUACCGACUCGCCGACUUAGAUCUGUCCAUGAACCAGAUCUCCGGCACCAUUCCCGAAUCUCUCGGCAAAAUGCGGGUCCUAUCGACCCUGAAUCUAGACGGCAACAAAAUAUCCGGCCAGAUUCCGACUAGCCUGUUGAGCGGUUCCGGUUUAAAUAUACUGAACUUGAGCCGAAACUCGAUUGAAGGAGACAUACCAGACGUUUUCGGCUCGAAAACGUACUUCACGGCGCUCGACCUGUCGUACAACAACUUGAGAGGUCCGAUACCGAAAUCAAUAAUCUCCGUGGCUUACAUCGGCCACCUGGAUCUCAGCUACAACCACCUAUGUGGCCAGAUUCCGGUGGGUUCUCCGUUCAACCAUCUCGAAGCUUCGUCGUUCAUCAACAACGAUUGCCUCUGCGGCUCUCCUCUUCAAACCUGCUAAGUGUUUCGGCCGAAAUACGGAUUCGGAAGUAUCGGUAUCGGUCUGAAGCUGCCUCUCUCUCUGUAUUAUGUUUAAUCUAUAGUAAAUUUGUAAUGGAUUUUUAAAUUAUGCCGUGAUCUGGAAAACGACAAAACCAAAGAGGGUCUGCCCUGCACGUGAGAAACAGACUCAAAGACAGUAAUCAGUUUAUAAUGAAUAGUUUUUAUAGUUGCCUUUUCUUUGUAAUUUUUUUAUUAUUCAGGAAUAUUGUUGGAAACGAAUGAAACGUCAAGGGUCUUCGUUGUAGUUUUACUUA
Molecule: messenger RNA, 1481 nt
Organism: Nelumbo nucifera (sacred lotus)
Lineage: Eukaryota; Viridiplantae; Streptophyta; Magnoliopsida; Proteales; Nelumbonaceae
Molecular function (GO): protein binding
Source: RefSeq, a predicted model, not a curated record